Messenger RNA from Myiozetetes cayanensis, 7436 nucleotides. RefSeq names its product phosphoinositide-3-kinase regulatory subunit 1 (gene PIK3R1). Gene Ontology annotation, biological process: insulin receptor signaling pathway; phosphatidylinositol phosphate biosynthetic process. Bases 798 to 2969 code for a protein of 723 amino acids. Gene Ontology annotation, cellular component: phosphatidylinositol 3-kinase complex. The transcript is spliced from 17 exons. Lineage: Eukaryota; Metazoa; Chordata; Aves; Passeriformes; Tyrannidae. Gene Ontology annotation, molecular function: protein binding; 1-phosphatidylinositol-3-kinase regulator activity. The record is from RefSeq and is a predicted model, not a curated record.
CCGAUGUGGUACUUAACUUGGUUGUCUCCAUUUGGAGAGUGGCAGCAUCAUACUUCAGAGAUAACUGCAGUGUGAGUCACAGGUGUGUAAACACCUAGUGGGGAGAAGAGUCAGUCUCCAAGCAAAGUUCCCCGCUUACCCUAAGAGAGAUGCUGAGCAACAUACUGCAGGGACCUGAUGAACUGAAGAGGAGCCACAUACAAAUUAGGGAUCAGGUUCAUUUACUGGCAAAGGAAGCCCAUAUACAUUCUUUUAAACACUUCUUAGCUUGUCAGUUAGUCAUUGCAAAGGACUUGAUGACUGAGACAGAAAAAGUGGUGUGGAAAAGAGCUGUCGGAUGUUCCCUCUUCCAGCCCUGUCUACUGGUGUCUCUUUACAAGGAAAAGCAUGUAUGCAGAGUUUGGUGGCAGAAUUUUUAAGGUACAUGGGCAGUCUGUGGCAAAUACUUCUGAAGAAGGUGUGACUGUCUACAAGAGUCGGCUGAGCUUGUGCAUGGAGACACAGAAGUGCCAGCAAGCCCAGGAAAGGAACUAAUUGGAAGAAAAUUGCCACGCAUAGAGAAAGUGGAACACUUACUUCAGCAACAGUGACUUAGAAUAAAUACAUCAGUAAAUACAUCAGCAGUGAAAUGAUAAAUCUUGGUGCUUCUUGAUUCUCUGGUGGAUUUUAUUACUUAAGAGACAUUUUCAUUAUCCCAUUUAAUAAGUCUUGAAUUUCUCUAUACAUUAAAAUAUAACUGGAAAAUCACGUUUUGAUACCUUUCAAUAACACUUUUGAAUGUUAAAUCGUUUGCCAAGAUGAGUGCUGAGGGAUAUCAAUAUAGAGCUUUAUAUGACUACAGAAAAGAGCGAGAAGAAGACAUUGACUUGCACUUGGGAGAUAUAUUAACUGUGAAUAAAGGUACCUUACUAGCACUUGGAUUUAGUGAAGGGGAAGAAGCAAAGCCUGAGGAAAUUGGUUGGUUAAAUGGCUUUAAUGAAACCACAGGGGAGAGGGGAGAUUUCCCAGGAACUUAUGUAGAGUACAUUGGAAGAAAAAAAAUAUCUCCCCCAACUCCAAAGCCUCGUCCUCCUCGACCUCUUCCAGUAGCACCAGGUCCUGCAAAAGGAGAAGCAGAGACUGAGCAACAAGCUUUUUCACUUCCAGAUCUUACAGAGCAGUUUGCACCUCCUGAUGUUGCUCCCCCAAUUCUUGUCAAGUUAGUAGAGACCAUUGAAAAGAAAGGUUUGGAGUGCUCAACUUUGUAUGGAGCACAGGGCUCAAGCAGCUCAACGGACUUAAGACAAAUCUUUGAAUGUGAUGCCUCUUCAUUAGAUUUAGAGACAUUUGAUGUGCAUACUUUAUCAGAUGUUCUCAAGAGGUAUAUUCUGGACCUGCCAAAUCCCAUCAUUCCAGCAGCUGUUCGCAGUGACAUUUCUGUAGCUCAAGAAGUACAGAGCUCAGAAGAGUAUGCUCAGUUGCUGAAGAGACUCAUCAGAUCUCCAAAUAUACCUCCCCAAUAUUGGCUCACACUCCAGUAUUUGCUCAAACAUUUCCUCAGAGUUUGUCAAGCCUCCAGCAAAAAUCUUUUGAAUGCAAGGUCUCUGGCUGAAAUUUUCAGCCCUCUGCUUUUCAGAUUCCAGAUCACAAGCUCUGAUAAUACGGAACACCACAUAAAAAUCCUGGAAGCUUUAAUCACAAGUGAAUGGAAUGAGAGACAGCCUGUACCAGCCCUGCCUCCUAAGCCACCAAAACCUAAUACUGUAACUAACAAUAGCAUGAAUAACAGCAUGUCAUUACAAGACGCGGAAUGGUACUGGGGAGAUAUCUCAAGGGAAGAAGUAAAUGAGAAGCUUCGAGACACUGCUGAUGGUACCUUUUUGGUACGAGAUGCUUCAACCAAAAUGCAUGGGGACUACACACUUACUCUAAGGAAAGGAGGAAAUAACAAAUUAAUCAAAAUUUUUCAUCGAGAUGGAAAAUAUGGUUUUUCUGACCCACUAACUUUCAACUCUGUGGUUGAGCUAAUAAACCACUACCGGAAUGAAUCUCUAGCCCAGUAUAAUCCUAAACUGGAUGUAAAAUUACUAUAUCCUGUAUCUAAGUACCAGCAGGAUCAGGUUGUAAAGGAGGAUAGCAUUGAAGCAGUGGGAAAGAAAUUACAUGAAUAUAAUACCCAGUUCCAAGAAAAAAGCAGAGAAUAUGACAGACUCUAUGAAGACUACACAAGAACAUCUCAGGAAAUUCAAAUGAAAAGAACAGCUAUUGAGGCAUUUAAUGAAACAAUAAAAAUAUUCGAAGAGCAGUGCCAAACUCAAGAAAGAUACAGUAAGGAGUACAUUGAAAAAUUUAAACGGGAAGGAAAUGAAAAAGAAAUACAGAGAAUUAUGCACAACUAUGAAAAACUGAAGUCUCGGAUAAGUGAAAUUGUGGACAGCAGGCGUAGAUUAGAAGAAGAUUUAAAGAAGCAAGCAGCUGAAUAUAGAGAGAUAGACAAGCGUAUGAACAGCAUUAAGCCAGACCUCAUACAGCUGAGGAAGACCAGAGAUCAGUACUUGAUGUGGCUGACUCAAAAAGGUGUUCGGCAAAAGAAGCUAAAUGAAUGGCUUGGAAAUGAAAAUGCAGAAGACCAAUACUCUAUGGUAGAAGAUGAUGAGGACUUGCCCCAUCAUGAUGAGAGAACUUGGAAUGUGGGAAAUAUCAAUAGAAGCCAAGCUGAAAAUCUGCUGCGAGGAAAGCGAGAUGGAACAUUCCUUGUUCGAGAGAGCAGCAAACAAGGCUGCUAUGCCUGCUCUGUUGUGGUGGAUGGAGAAGUAAAGCACUGUGUGAUAAACAAAACACCCACUGGGUAUGGAUUUGCAGAGCCAUAUAACUUGUACAACUCGCUCAAAGAACUGGUACUACAUUAUCAACACACAUCACUUGUGCAGCACAAUGACUCUCUCAAUGUCACGCUAGCCUACCCAGUAUAUGCACAGCAGAGGCGAUGAACAUCUUAGUACUGCGGGUUGUUUGUUUUUUUCUAAAGAAAUGAUUUGACAACACUGAGGCCUCUGGAGAGAAAAGGCUCCUUCAGCUUUACUCAAGAAUUUGUAUCAAAACUAUCUGUCUUCAGACAUGACUAGAGAUUUCCUUCUCAACUGCAGUGGGAGAGAUCACAGUAGUAAGCUGUGAAUGUAUGUUUAUAAUCUGAAGUGCUUUUUGGUUUUUUUGUAAUUAAGAAAAUUAAAACACGAGAAAAAUCCAAACCUGAUCUCCCUGCAGGGACAUAGAAGCCUUUAAGCAUGGUGCUUGUUUACGACCACUUCUGAAGCUUUACCAGCUAGAACAUUGGAUUAUCCAGGCACAAGGUAUAAGAGGUCUGUGUCAUUCAGUUAUUGGAAUUUCAUGGUCACAACCUGAUUUGGAAUGGUGUUUCUGCACUCAGUGGAUCCAGACAUACAGCAUUGUGGAUUUUUUUGGUUUUAAGUGAAUGAUAUGUAGCAGAAUGAAUGGCACUUUCAUUUCUAAGGGACACUUUAAAAGGACUUCAGUUACAGUAUGUUGUUCAGAGUAACUGUAAUAGCAAAGUGCCAGGAAGUGUUUUGUUUAGAUGAUUAAAAAUCCUGGUUUAAGAAUAUAUUUAAGACUGAAGAAAACAGGACUUUCAGUGGCAUACAGUGUAUAAUAAUGUACAUAGUACUGGGUGACUAACUAUCAUUUAUGGAAACUGUCAAUACCAGACUUCUUCUUUUUUCCCUCUUCUGUUUGCUGAAAGCUGAGUUCUUAGACCAUGCUAUGCAAUACUGAAUUUUCUUUAGGCUGUAGUCUUCUUUCAAGCAUAUCUACAGGCUUCUUUUUCUUUCUUGUUUCCUUGUCUUCUUUUUUUUGUUAUUUCUUUUGCCUGAGAAUAUUUUUCCUGAUUAUUUUUUGUUACUGAUUUUCUUGUUUGUUUGUUUGUUUGUUUGUUUUACGGGGCUUGCUUUUUUUUUGAGAGGUUUUUUUUGGUGUGUUGUUUUUUUUUUAAUGUACAGGAAGUCAGCAAGAGCUGGCUUGAGAAUUAAAACUAUUAAAUAUUUUACAAUUUUCUUUAGAAAAAUAGAAUAUUGAGCUACUAGCUCGAAGUUUAAAAGUUCAUAAAAUUUUUUUGACUACAUAUUUUGUUGGGCAGUGCCUGGAAAGCUUCAAAGCUGCUUUAUUCAAUAAAAAAAAUUCAAUAUAUGAACAUUACGAAAUAUCACUGAGUCCAACAAUACUGUUUCAGAGAUAUCUUUAGAAUACGGUACCAUGCUACAUUUGCUUCUUGAAGCAUUUGAACUUUUGUCACAAUUGUCUUUGUCUUUGAAAGACAAAAAAAAUAGUGUAUCCUUCCUUGAUAGUGACUGCAGAAAAAAUGGGGAUAUUUAGCUACUGCAGUGUAGAGUGUAGAUAGUUUGGAUCUCAGAAUGAAUCCACCUCUCACAGUAAAUAAAUGACUUCUUGACCUGUGGCAGAAUUUUUGUCAGCCUGUAAAGGUAUUUUCAUUUCAUAUGAAGGAAAUUUCUCUAAUUGUUGCCUAGGGGCUUUUUUGUAUUAGUAUUGUGGGGGAAAAGAGCUUCCACCUCUACUGAGAAUGUUUGGAUACAAUAUAGAGCUAAUUAAGGCUGGAAAAUGUCUUUUUUUUUUGAAAAUGAUUAGGCUACGAUACUUGCUUUCAGAAGUUUGUAGGCUGAGGAAGUAUCAAAGUGAACAGUUCCAUAAUUUCAAAACAUCAGAGACUUACAGAAUUAUGGUUCAGUCAAAACAAAUACAUGAAUCCUACUAAACCAGAUUUAUUAGUAAUUCUGGGAUAAUUCACUGUCUGUGGUUUGCAAUGGUUAUUUAUUGUCCUGACCACUGACAAAACAUUGCAGAUUGGUAAAGUAACGAACUUCAGAGAAAUCUUGGAAAAUAUUUGACUAAUAUGAAUUUAUUCUAGCCCCGAGAGUACAAAAGGCGAUACUCAUUACUAUUAAAGAGAGUUGCGCACACAAUCAGAAGAGCAAGACCCAUGGAGUUCUCCCAUAAUAGCUCUGGUUUAGAGAUACUUGUGUUUUAUUUCAGAAUAUGCAGGGCUUUAUAAGCUUUUGGAAAUAAUAAGAGGAAAUUUGCUGGUCUCCAAUGAUCUUUACAUUAUCAUUUCAUUUUCAAAUUGUUACUUCGGUUCUGAGGCUGUAAGGCUUUUGAUUUUAUUUUGAUUUUGUGCUCCUUUUUUUUGGUGGGUUCUCUUUGCUUUCCUAUAGGUGUAUAUUUUCUUACUAGAAUUUAUAUCAGGAAACACGAUUCAACAAAUAUCAAUGUUUCAUGAUUGUCAUCACUUAGAAAAUUAUUCUGAAUAUUUUUCCUGAAUAGAAGUAGACUCUUCAUCCCUUCCUUUCCCAUCCCUUCCCUUCCUCAUUCCACCCUCUCUUCAGGCCUGUAGGACCAUGUAAAUUUGGUAUGCUAAUAACUGGUUUUUACUGUGAAAAGCACCAACAAUUACUCUAGCAUGUUAGUUAUACUACUGGGCUUGAAGUUACAGAUUAGUUCAAUAUACAGCAGUUUAACACUUGUAGCAAUCCAAGAUAUUCUUUGGACAUAUAUUAAUUUCUGAAUGUUAAAUAUUUUAAGAGUAAAAUUGUAUUUUUUUUCUCUGUAGGCAAAAUAUAUGUAAUCUGAAUUGAUGUUUCACAUAGCAUUUGUCAAGAAAUUUAUCAUAGUUAAGGUAUUUGGAUCUAAUUUUCCUCAUAUUAAGAAAACCCCUGCUAUGUCAGUGGACCAUAUCCUUAGCAUGCCCAGCCCCGUAUGGAACAUAAUUCCAUACUGUAUGGAAACAUAAUUCCAGUUUGCUGUGCAACUUCUCUUCAUGUGUGGCUGUAGCAGAAAAAAAAAAAUAGUGCGUAUGAGAUUUGGCACUUGCUUUUCUUGCACAAGCAACAAUGAGAAAUAAGUACUAUGUUGUAAGGAUGAGUGCUUAGGGCUUCUUAAAGGGAUGUUCUACCUACGGAAGGUCUAUGCAAUUUGCAGGGAUCAGUUAACACCCUCAAAUUUGCAUGAGUACGUUUUCUUUGGUACUUACGUAUUGUGUGGCCUCUUCAUUUCUCUCCCUCCUUAAUGCACAGAGCUAAAUCCUACCAAAGGUCCUAUUCACUGCAGAGUUUUUUGUCUUUAAUGUACCAUAUUGUUCACUCCAGUUUUGAUUUGAUCUCAAAACAGACUACUAUAUACAGGAAAAAAAAAAGCAUGGGGAUAUAACUGAAGAAACACAGUGGUUUUUUUCUGUACUUCUGUUGAUGUGUAGCUUUUUCAUCUAAUAUAAUAUAUAGAAGGGGCUUGUUUUGUUGGGGGGGGAAUUUUUUGUUUUGUUUUAAAUUCCUGAGGUAGGCUGCACUGCAGCAUCUCUUUCACAAGGCCUUUGAAAGGUAUGAGGCAUAGCAAAGAGAACCAAAACUCCCAAGCAAAAUUAGUAGUUUCUGAUCUACUUAGGUUGAAAUUUGAAUUUGGAGGUUGGCGAUAUGUAUCUGCACGUACGGGUGUACACUUGCUGUGUUUAUGUGUGAACAGGUCCCAGUAUAGGUGCAUUUUCACCUUUCAUUCAGAACAUGAUCAUUUUGCUGAAUUCAGUAAGCGAUAUCAUUAACUUUGUUUAAAGGUGUGUACAUGCACACUAGACCUUUGUGGGUGCAGCAUGUUUCCAGAUACAGUUAGAAAACUGAAUUUCCAUGUUGUUGGAUAGUUUCUUAAAAAAGCAAAAAAAAAUGGGGAAAAAAAAAAAAGGCAAGCUUGUCUGUAUGGUUCCGUUAUCUAAGAAAUUUUGUCAAACAAUCUGUAAAACCAAAUCUUCAGCUUUUUUAUUUGGUGUCAACUGUUCUGUAGUGAAGAAAUGGCUUUGUUUUGUAAUUGCCUAUGAAGUAAUAGUGCUUGGGAAAACAUUCAGAUGCUUCAAAUGAGGAAAACUUAUGUCGAUUUUCACACAGUGCUUUUGCUAUGCAUGGUAUUAAGUUGGGAAAGUGAAUCCUGAUACUAGGUUUUUUCAGGGUCACUUUAGAAAUGGGCAGCUCAAAGCACAAUGCCUCCCAUGGGACAAGGCUCUAAAGUGCAACAUUUUAUGUAGAAUCCUGUUGUACUUACUGCAGUUGAGACUAAACUGUGGGAAUUGGUAACAUUACCUUGCCCUUGUCCUGAUGAGAUUGCAUUAGCUGCCCAAAAUGCUGCUAUUUUUUUUUUAUUCUUUUUUUUUUAAAUAAAACUCUGUUCUGUUAAAUGUCUUCGAAACAUUAAAAUUACUUCGGUUUAAAAUUGUCUUUGAGGAGAUGAAGGGUAAACCAAAUUGUAAAUUGCCUUUACAAGGCAACAGUGAAAACAUGCCUCCUUCAAGUUUUGUUCAAGCUGUAGAGUUCAUGGAGCUGUGUCUUGUUUUUGAGUUACUUUAAAAAUUGUAAUAAGUCGUCAAGCAGAAUAAAGGUUGUUUUGAAACUGUA